AUGGGCAUCCCUGUCCACGACUCCAUGUUAGAGCCUACAGAAACAUACUGGAUGCUAUCAAAUUGUUUAUCAGUAUUUGGUUUUUCAGGAAUUAACAAAGAGGAAUCACAGAGGGUUGUAGAUGAUAUCAACAUGGGAAGACACUUUUAUGGAUAUUUCAAAACGUUAUACUCGAAAGUCAUGAACGAGGAGGACAUAGCAGCCCGUAACCUUGUCACAACCAACCUGGAAAAGGGUUCUGUGAGUUUAGGUACCAAGACUCUGUCGCUAAAUUUUAUUUCACGGAUUAAGAUUGAUCUUCACAUAGAAUUCGAUACGUGCCAAACAGCUUUAAGAGAGUGGUUUAUUUUUGGCAGCCCUCCAACUGCUUAUAUGACCGUUCUAGAUAAUAAAAACAUUGAGCUUAUGCAGGAAGAUCCCAUGACAAAUAGUAUAUUCAAAAUAUUACCGCAAUGCCAUGCUGCCCAACAUUAUUUCAAAUGGAGGAGGCCGGAAGAUGCCUCUGUAUCUGAGAUCAGAACAAAAGUCGUCAAACUUAUCAAUAAGAUGACAAAACUCCUCAUGGCUAGCGUAUGGAUCUCAACUGGAUUUCCAGUGCGAUUUACAGAGUUGAGUAUACUAUCUGUGGGCGGUACGUCCAGAAACCUGUAUAUCGACUCAGAUACUCGUCUCUUCUACUUCAGAGUGACGUAUAACAAAAACAAAAAGUUCGAUAACAGAAUAUUCAUGAUGGACCUACCAGUGACAAGGAACUUAUUCUGGUUUGUGUACAUUUUACGUCCGUUUGAGAUCGAAUUGCUGAGCAAGGUAUUGGACGUGAUGGACAGUAGCAUGCUUAUUGGCCAUUUCGCAAAUGCCGUUCGUCAAGAAAUUGAGGAUGAAGCUGAAGAGCUGUUAGCUACUGAUGGUGACGAGUUCAAUGAGGAGACCAACCAGUUGGUCGAAACGAGUGAAGCAUUGAUCGAGGAACUCAGGGCAAAACAGGCUGCUGGGUUGGCUAUUAUGUGCACGUUUAUUUUUGUGGAUGUUGAGAGGUUCAAGUUGGUGACUCUUUCUAUUUUUAAUGGCAUUUUGUUGAAGUACCCAAAGAAAAGAAGUGCAAGGGAGAAUAUGAAAAUUAGCGACUUGAGACAAUGCCUUGCUGGUUUGUGGAAGCGUAUAAUAAGGCCUUCUUUAGAAGGUGACGUCGUGCCGGUACGUACGCCAGCAUUAUUUGGACACAGCAAGCAAACCCACGAGGUUGUUUAUGGUGUAAAUCCAAGUAGAGACUUUCCAACAAACGGCAGUUUCGAUAAUUACUAUGCUUACAAAAAACUGGCGCAAGAAUUUCAAUCAUUAACACAGUACACCCUUGUACAGACAAAACGUACUUUUGAGGCUCUUGCUGUAGAACCACAGGAACGUCAGUGCCAUGAGCCCGAGGCAGGAAUAUAUGAUCUGUUGAAAGCAGACGGUGAACUGUUUGAGGACUUUGAGUUUAAAAGCUCAGCUCAAGAGAGAUUCACUAGUGCUGUUCUGAAUUCUAAUGAACGUUUCUGGCCCUUCAACAGUCACCGCCUUUGGAAAAUCUUUAACAUUUAUUCUGUACCUUUACAUAGAAUAUGCCUUUCAAAUAUUUAUAGUGCGAAAAUGCCCUUCAAAUACUAA
This is a messenger RNA of Kazachstania africana CBS 2517, 1647 nucleotides long. RefSeq lists its product as uncharacterized. Lineage: Eukaryota; Fungi; Ascomycota; Saccharomycetes; Saccharomycetales; Saccharomycetaceae. Bases 1 to 1647 code for a protein of 548 amino acids. The transcript has a single exon. The record is from RefSeq and is a predicted model, not a curated record.